Labrus bergylta (ballan wrasse) is the source of this 5445-nucleotide messenger RNA. RefSeq names its product Krueppel-like factor 7. The record is from RefSeq and is a predicted model, not a curated record. Lineage: Eukaryota; Metazoa; Chordata; Actinopteri; Labriformes; Labridae. Gene Ontology annotation, biological process: regulation of transcription by RNA polymerase II. Gene Ontology annotation, molecular function: RNA polymerase II cis-regulatory region sequence-specific DNA binding; DNA-binding transcription factor activity, RNA polymerase II-specific.
CGGAUACGCAUGGAGCCUCCAUCACCUCCAGUCUCUUUUACGCACCGAGCCCGAUGAUGCGCGCAGGUACUGGCACCUGAACGCCACAUUUUCAGCCGCUACACUCCAGAUUUGACUUCCUCUUACGGACUAAUAUGAAAGAAGUGGAUGUAGAGGUGUGACACAGCCACGAAAGGAGGCAUUUUUUUUUUCCUCUCUCUUGUAUGUGUGUGUGUGUGUGUGUGUGUGUGUGGAUCGUUCUUGUGUUUUCCCAGCCCCGAGCGUCAGCAUGGAUGUCUUGGCGAACCACAGUAUCUUUCAGGAACUUCAGCUGGUGCACGACACCGGCUACUUCUCCGCCAUGCCUUCGCUGGAGGAAAACUGGCAGCAGACCUGCCUAGAAUUGGAGCGCUAUCUGCAGACUGAGCCCAAGCGUCUUUCAGAGCUCUUCGACCAAGACCUGGAUGGCCUUUUAACACCGGCCUACCUGAAGGAGGACGGCGAGGAAGAGCUGACAGACGCACUUCUCCCCAGCCUUCCCACCCACUCUGAGCCCCCAAGCCCCCAUCCGGUGGUCCUUUGCCCAACACGUAAGAAUUUCCCCUCCACACCCGCAAUGAAAAGAGACCUCAAACCCAAGUUGGAAAAUGUUGAAGGGAUGGAAGGCGUCCACCAUGCCCAGCUGAGCGCUGUCACUUCCCUGACACCCCCGUCGUCGCCAGAGCUGGGCAGGCAUCUUGUCAAACCCAACCAGACGCUGACGGCAUCAGCUGAUGGGACGCUAACCCUGAAGCUGGUGGCCAGGAAGGUUGGGCUUAGCGCGGCAAGGCUGGUUGCAGCACAUGCACUUCCUGUCCGGAUGAAGGAUGAAGAGGAGGGGGCUGCAUGUGUGAUUGGGGUUGGGGAGCUACCUGAGAACAAGAAGAGGAUUCACCGUUGUCAAUUCAAUGGCUGUAGGAAGGUGUACACCAAGAGCUCCCACCUAAAGGCCCAUCAGAGGACACAUACAGGUGAGAAGCCGUACAAGUGCUCGUGGGAGGGCUGCGAGUGGCGAUUCGCCCGGAGCGACGAGCUGACGAGGCACUACCGCAAACACACCGGCGCCAAGCCUUUUAAGUGCAACCACUGUGACAGGUGUUUCUCGCGGUCGGAUCACUUGGCGCUACACAUGAAGAGGCACAUCUGAGGGAUUUGAGAGAGGUCAGCGGGAGUGGAAGAGAGAGGGGAAGGGGAUGGAGGCGGAGUGGAAGGAAGAGGGAGCAUCAUCUGCAGUAAAAUUACACCAUGGAUCUAAGAGAGAGUGACUAUAGGUGAUGGAUUUAAAAAAAAACAACAGGACUUGGGAAAGAGGCACCACACAGGGACGCUGACUACAAACACAAACAGACUGGUCCAAAAUGGCUCGGUCAAUCUGUGCAUGACCAGUUGGUCCAUGAUUCCGCAGUGACACGUCACCACCUUGCAAACGCCUGUCGUUUUGGCCUGGACGUUCCAGAUGCUCCAUCCCACCCUUCGUAUGCAUCUCAGACGGGAUGUCACGCACUGAAUGGUGGACCACGUGCCUGUAGUUGGCAGCUCUUUGUUGUAGUUGUCAUCGCAGCCUUUGUAAGCGUCCCUUGCUAGAACACUUUUCAAAUGUCAGCCCUGUUCACGCAGCAGCACUCAAAGUACCAGCAAGCUCACCAACGCCCAACUAGACAAGUUGUACCGCAAUUUCAGUGCACCUUCAGCAUCGCAGCUGUUUGUAUAUUCAAGAUUUGCUGUGCGUAGAAUCUUGAGUUGACGAGGAGAGAUCGUCUCAAACAGCAGCCGAACAGCAUCAUCUACCAGGAAGAGCAAGCAAGCAAGAGAGAUGGCUUUCUCUUCCUCAAAGGUGCCGCGGCCUUUCCAAUUUGUCGAAGGGUUUAUUAUCUAACAAUGGACAGAUAAUAAUUUGACAUUUUUUCAUCUGACCUCUGUCAAAUCUGUCAACUGGAUCCAUUUAUAAAACCUCCUGGUUCGAUUGCAUUGGAGCACUUGUUUGAACGGAGCGUUGGAUUGGAUUUGCCCAAUGCUCCAAGAUGGGAAUGCGUUGCACUGAUGUACUCUAAAGACUGAUGGAGGUCAUCCAGAGGACUGGCUUGCUUUAUGAACAUCAUCCAGGGGUUAGCGCUGGAUGAGGCUAACUAAUCUACUCUGGGACGGACUGUUCAUUUCCUAGAAUGUCAGCUGAAACCGAGAGAUGCUAGAUGGCUCCGAGGAUUGUUUCCUCCUCUCCAGGAUCUUUGCUCGUAUGAUUUGACGUCAAGAACUGUUGCACAAUUGACUCUUUGCAAACUUUUUGUAAAAAUGCCCCAUUGACAAUUCGGGACUCAUCAAACGUUGGCUUUCACAUGCCAUAUAAGUGUGGACAGCCACAUGCACAAGUUGAAGCAGCUAGCUGACUGCGAUAGCACACCGAACGCAACCAAGAUCACUAUGUAUGAUAAAGGCUAUAUCGUUUCUAAGAAAAGAUUCUCCUAUUUGUUCAAAACAGACAAUUGAGAGGACCAUUUUGAAAAACACAUUGGGAAUAGAUGCAGCCAAAAAAAAAAAAACACACGUGUCUACUGUGGAUGCCUGAAAUGAUCUCUUUGGCCUUUGAGAGUGAUUGGCACCAAACUAGCCACUCGGUUGAGGAGGGCUUUGCCCUGUUCACACCAACCAUGCAGAUCUCUUCAAAUUUCACAUCUCUCAGACUUAAUCACAGAGAAAAGCAGCAUUCAAAACCUCUCCUAAUCGGGCCCUAUGCACAUCCAAGAACAUUCCUGCUGACUUCCUGACCAUCAUGCAUGUCUGAAUGCAGAUUUCUGCCCUGCUGGACACAGAAGGACUUGAAGGAAGAAUUAUUUGACAAAUUCAAUCAAUUGGAUGGCUCUUCUUUGAGCAAAUCAAUGUGAAUGUAUCUGUUGUUAGUCUGUACAUGUUGCCAGGCCAAUGAAAACACUUGAGAGAGGUUGAUUAGAUCAUACCAGACACCAUUUGUGUUCAUUCAGUGGUCUCUUUUCACAUUAGAAAUGAAUUGUUGGACUUGGAAUAACUAGCAAGUCACAGCUUGUAGCUUUUGACAUUUUACCGGUCGUUCUGGACCAGCUCGAGGUCAUGAGUGCAGAUUUCCAGUGGGUGGCUGAAAUGGGUACAGGGAGGAACAGAUCUGCUCAGUCAGCAGUGAUAACUGCCCCAUCAGCUCAUGAAACUGCUGUGGAGUGAAACCCACACACACGAUACACAUUCAUACACUCCUGGCAAAACUGGAAUUAACCUUGUCCUUAAUGAGCCAACUCUUUUCCGAUAGAGCAAAGAAGCAUAAACUAGUCGAGUUUCAUGUUUUCAGUACACCAUCAGAAAAGGCUUUUGGAUGACUCAACCCAUGCGCACACAAAUCCAAAUAAGGCAGCUCGGACAAAAGUAGAUUGUCAGGAUUCUUGAGAAGUCUUUUGGGAACAACUGUGUUGGGGUGUUUAUUCUUUAUUUAACAAGACUUUUUAAUACUUUGAGGCAAAGUGAGGCACACAGCAGUCUGCUUUUUUGGCAAGGGAGACACAGAAUUGAUUUCUCUCUGUGUACCAGAGGCGCAUUUCAAUUUCGGGUAUGAAUGCAGCCCAGCUCAAUCAUAUCUAGUCAUGAUCUGUCUGCAGCUCUGGAAGUAGAAUCUGUAUCAUCCCCUGCAUAAAUAUCAACUCUUUCCCACUUAACUUGCAAACAAGCAAUGGUCCCUUUUAUGUUCAACAUCUAGCGACAGGCCUUCACUUGCAAAGACAGGACCAUAAUAGAAACCAAUUGGUGCAAGUUUGAACAACUUUUUUUUCUUUCAUGAAAAUGUCGUAUGAUCCAGGUUGCAGCCAAAAGACGAUCAAUGAUACCAAUGCUAUCAAUACUGUCAAUGCUAGCAGUCAGUCUUGCUUGUUGGCUUGACUUAAAGUCAGUCUAUUGGCGAGCAUUCUGGUGAACAUACUGGUGAAGAAAUCAGAUUUGGUUUUAUUUGAAAUAUCAAGUUCAGACAAGAAUGUCAAAAGCAGGCUUUGGUUUUCCUGCUAAGUCAGACUCUCCAGUUGGAAGAUAAAAUGAAGGACAGCAGUUUAACCCAUGGGUUAAAUUUGUAUCAUCAAUGGCAGCUCUACUUGUGUGCGUCAGUAUUUAAACGGGGCACUCUCCUGUUCAACCGAAUGCUUGCGAAUGUGUGGGAAUGUGCAGUUUUUUUUGUUCAUGUUCUGUACCGAUCACAAACAGCUGAGGGUCUUGGACUGAAAACACAGAAUGUGUUGUUGUUUCUCACGUUCAUUGAGACUUUAAGAAGCCAAGACAUGUGAAUAAAUCAAAUGACAGGCAGUUUGAAAAUCCGGACUUGACAUCAACACACACUUCUUCUCUUGCCGGGAGCUGGAAAACUGGGAUAUCAAAUGUGAAUGUGUUUGCUGGAAAGGUUGUUUCAUGUAGUCUCCGAGGAUGCGGUUCACUUCUGUGUCAUCUUAAUGAAUGAUUGUCAAUUCUGCUGUGCCUGUGUGUUCUUUGUCUGUUUGUAUUUGCACUCUGAAUUUUUUGGAAAAACCACUUGCAUAUCUGAUGUUUUUUCUGUCCGCUUGUACACUACACUUCUCACGAUGACCCCCGGGUGAUGAAACACUGAUCACAAAGUCUGUAUAGUAGCUGUUUUUAGCACAAAUAUACACAUUCCUGCAUACAUGGUACAUAUUUUACACACACUACAGACAUGCAAACACAUACACACGCUACUGUACAUGCAUGCACACACUCCCCGAACACACGCAUUCAUGCAAAAAACACACAUACACAUUCAUGCACACACACAUACUCAGUUCACACAAACACUUGAAGGUACUUCCGAAUACACACUCGCACUCCGUUCUCCUUGUGUGUUUUUCACCAUUUUUCAUGCCAUCUUGUGAGAGUCUAGAGAUCCAGACUGCAGCUUCGCUCUCAGCAGAGAGAGUGAGAGGGGUGGGGAGGGGGCAUGCAUUACUAUGUGUGACACCACCUCUGUUUCCACCAGGUCUGAAUUUCAUAUCAAACGCACCCCCUUUUUCUACCAGCAUUCCCUCACCGUCGCAAAAAAAAAAAAAAAAACCCACCUCCCCCUCCGCUUCCCCCGCCCCUCCACCACCUCCAUUUUCUCAGAUAUGAUCCCUUUCAACUGUCCGACUCCCCCUUCCUCUUCCCCUCGCUUCCCUUCCCCACCUUUUCCAUCCGUUGUCUUUCUCCUUUUCUUUCGCUGUACAAAGUGUUUCAAAUUUAUCAUUUGUAUAUUAUGAUGUAUGGGUACGAUAAUGUUCUUUAUUAUGGAUAAAAAUGAGAAAGAUUUAUUUUUGUUACUGGUUUGUUUCAUAAUUCCUUUUUUAAAUUGGUAUUGUAAUAUCUCUAUGCAAGGAACUGUUCGGUGAAUCGUUUUUAUUUAAGAAUGUAAUUACGUGUAAUAAAUGGUAGAAGCAG